Neomonachus schauinslandi (Hawaiian monk seal) is the source of this 570-nucleotide messenger RNA. It is a transcript of the gene OVOL3, whose product is annotated as ovo like zinc finger 3. NCBI's taxonomy places the organism in Eukaryota, Metazoa, Chordata, Mammalia, Carnivora, Phocidae. Gene Ontology annotation, biological process: epidermal cell differentiation; regulation of transcription by RNA polymerase II. The transcript is spliced from 4 exons. The record is from RefSeq and is a predicted model, not a curated record. Gene Ontology annotation, cellular component: nucleus. Gene Ontology annotation, molecular function: DNA-binding transcription factor activity, RNA polymerase II-specific; RNA polymerase II cis-regulatory region sequence-specific DNA binding. Bases 1 to 570 code for a protein of 189 amino acids.
AUGCCCCGUGCCUUCCUGGUCAGGAGUCGGCGUCCACAGCCACGCAACUGGGGCCACCUGCCUGAUCAGCUCCGGGGAGAUGCCUAUGUCCCAGACUGCAGCAACCAGCAGGGCCCUCCAGCACACCAGUCUUCUGGCCUCGGAGACCCUUGGGUAGCGCCCAUGCAGGGCAGGCUGGCCUCCGCUCCCGGGGGCCCGGGGACACUUGGCUGCCCACUCUGCCUCAAGGCCUUCCCUCUGCAGCGCAUGCUGACGCGACACCUCAAGUGCCACAGCCCCGCGCGCCGUCACAUGUGCCACUGUUGUGGUAAGGGCUUUCACGAUGCCUUCGACCUCAAGCGCCACAUGAGGACUCACACCGGGAUCCGGCCAUUCCGCUGUGGAGCUUGCGGAAAAGCAUUUACACAGCGCUGCUCACUGGAAGCUCAUCUUGCCAAGGUGCACAGGCAGCCGGCCAGCUACGCUUAUCGUGAGCGCCGUGAGAAGCUGCAUGUGUGCGAGGACUGUGGCUUCACCUGCUCGAGGCCGGACGCCUACGUGCAGCACCGCGCCCUACAUCGCGCUGCUUGA